This is a messenger RNA of Alternaria arborescens, 879 nucleotides long. RefSeq lists its product as hypothetical. The record is from RefSeq and is a predicted model, not a curated record. The transcript has a single exon. Lineage: Eukaryota; Fungi; Ascomycota; Dothideomycetes; Pleosporales; Pleosporaceae. Bases 1 to 879 code for a protein of 292 amino acids.
AUGCCACGUCCAGACCUUGAGCUCAUUGGCGUUGGCUAUCGGAAGAUCCCUAUCAUGGCUAUUGGAAAAGACGUAUAUUGCGAUUCCCGGCUGAUCAUCUCCACGCUAGAGUCCUUGUACCCUAACAACGCCCUUUCGCCGUCAACGCCAGCCGACGUUGGUAUCAGGAAACUUUUCGAAAGCUGGACUAUCGAUGGCGGUAUCUUUGCCAAUACUGUCAAGAUGAUGCCAUAUUGGCAGGAAGCAAGCUUUCUUUCGAAUGAAGCAUUCAUCGAUGAUCGCCAGAAGCUCAUGGGAAGACGAUUCACUGCCCAAGGCAUGGAGGCUGGGCGGCCGGAAGGCGCGCAGCACUUGCAACAAGCUUUUGAUUUGCUUGAGACUACUUUCCUCGCCGAUGGCAGACACUGGAUUCUAAACACACAGGAGCCGUCGCUAGCAGACAUCGAUGCUGUCUGGCCGUUCAAAUGGUUGAUGUCGGACCCGAAGAUGAAAGACAGCCUUCCCGCAGAGCACUUCAAUGCCAAGAAAUAUCCGAAGGUGUUUGCGUGGGUGAAGAGAUUCGUUACAGAACUCGAUAAGAAGAAGGAGACGCUACCAAAGCCCAAUGCGCUGGGUGGGGAAACAAUGGGGCAGCGAACUCUUGACGCCACUACCGCACCAAAAACGAUUACCUUCGACGAUGACAAUUCUCACGGGUUCAAACGAGGCGAAGAUGUCGAGAUCUCACCCUCAGACUACGGACAGACGGGUAAAACUGCCGGAACGCUAGUUGGUCUCACAGUACAUGAAGUUGUUAUCCGAAAUAGCAAGGGCAUACAUGUGCACUUUCCGCGAUGGAAUUUUGCCAUUUCCAGAGCUGCUUCAAAGCCUAGGAUCUAG